Mustela erminea (ermine) is the source of this 4903-nucleotide messenger RNA. RefSeq names its product zinc finger protein 391 (gene ZNF391). Gene Ontology annotation, cellular component: nucleus. Gene Ontology annotation, biological process: regulation of transcription by RNA polymerase II. The transcript is spliced from 5 exons. The record is from RefSeq and is a predicted model, not a curated record. Gene Ontology annotation, molecular function: DNA-binding transcription factor activity, RNA polymerase II-specific; RNA polymerase II transcription regulatory region sequence-specific DNA binding. Lineage: Eukaryota; Metazoa; Chordata; Mammalia; Carnivora; Mustelidae. Bases 1584 to 2657 code for a protein of 357 amino acids.
CUCGGUGCUCCUACCGCGCGUCUGCGAACCGCGGGGGUCGCCGGGGCUCCCAGCUAAUCCUUCCGGCUGCCUCGAGCGCCGUGCACUCGCGUUCCGUCGCAGCGCGGGCCCGGCCCCAGGUGUACCCGGGUGCGCCGCUGAGGCGGCCGGCUCCCCGUGACAUGCGCGUUACCCUCCCCAUGUCGCCGGCGAGGACACUGAGGCGCGCGGAGAUGAAGCGCCUUCCCGGGAGUUACACAGCUCGUGAGUAGCAGCCGCUCGCUUCUGCCUCCGAGGAGGACGCUCGGGACUGGCAUGGACAGUACGUGUUUACCUGUUGGUGGAGCCGCCGGCCAGUUCUGCGGAUCAGUUUUCUGUGUUAUUCUGAGCCAGUUCCUGCCCACACUGUUGCCUGAAGACCACCUUUCAGGACGUCUCGGGACUUGGUCGUCUCUGCUCUGGGGUCGAACUGGGGCUGCCGAGCCCUCGUGCUGAUUGCUUUGUCCACCAGCAGAGGCUCCAGCGGGCCAACCCGGGCCUGAAAGCAAGCACCCGGAGAAGAGCUAUUCCAGACCCUUCCGAACCUGCUUCCUUCUGACCGAGAUAAAUUCUUAAUGCUUAAGGCGGUAGAAAGACAGGAGAAUUCUUCCUGAAUUCUUGCUGGAAGAGGCGGUGACAUGGUCCAAAAAAUUUCAGAUGGUUAGGGUCACAGGAGGUGCGUGUCGCUGGGAAGUUGGUCCCAUAAAAGCAGAUAGGUUUGGGGGGCUGCAGCCCUUAUGACCACUGGACUUGGGAGAACAAUGACUGGGUAGGAUGCAGUAUGGUUGUAGCAGUAAAGUGCUCCAAGUAGCUGAAGCAUGAGGUAGGAAGGAGGAAGAGAGGAAAGGACUUGCCGCACCAUGGUGCAGGAGUCCUCCGUGGGAGCCUGAGCAAGGGAAUGGCUCGCAGCCUCUCUGAAAUCUGUUGGAGGGUUUGCCUUCCAGCGCGUCCUUCAAGACCAGGAAUAAGAGCUCCUCUGUCCCCGCUCUGAAGCAGCAGCUGCUGAAGGCAGCCUCACAGUCUCGGAGCAUCUGCUUUACAGCUCUGACAGAAGCUUUGUGAGAAAAGACACGCAAGUCCUAGCUGUGCCAUUUUACAGUGUGGGACCAAACUCUCAGAGAGAAAGCCAUUUUCGCCAGGCCAUCCUCCCACAGCUUCUGAAAGUUCACACCAUCUUUUCUAUAGAUGAAGGCUUUAAGAUUGAGCUCUGAAUAGCCCUGUGUCUCCACCACCCAAGCCUUGUGUUAAAUCCUUUCCCAUCAGCUGGAAUCCCAGCAUGUGACUUGGACAUUGUCAUUCGGUCGGAGGGAGGACAGCUGAGGACGCUGGAUCUUCAGGCCCUGAAGAGGGAAGUGAGCGGAAAAUACCUGUCUGGGUGAGUGAUAUCAUGAAAAGACCAGCAAUUCGCUAUUUAGGAGACACAAGUUCCAGUCUAAGCUCUUGGAAUUCAGCGGACGACUUAAGUUAGUCUGCUUGCUAUUUGUCAAAUAGGGAGCUGUGAACUGAGCCAAAGCAGCAACACCAAUCAGGCUAUUUCUGAAGAACCAGAGUUUUCAGGGUCAGCCAUGGAAAGUCUCAGAGGGAGUACUGCCCAAGGUCCUACGAAUGAAGAGGCCUGUAAAGGUGAGGGCCGGUUAUCAAGGCAGACAAAAUGUCCUGCCCGGAAGACAUCUUUUGAGAAAACAUCGAUCAGGAACGUGUCCAUGACCCUUAAGGAAAUUUUUACUAGGGAGAGAGUUCCUGAAUCUAGUGAAUUUAGUCUAAGCUCUAAAGUUAAUACACAGCAGAACAUUCCAAAGGGAGCUAGAUACCCCAUAUCUAGGAAGAACUCCAAAGAUAAUUUGGACUUCAUUAAACACCAAAAAAUCUUCCCACAAAAGAAACCUUGUAAAUGCAAUGAAUGUGGGAAAGCCUUCAGUUACCAAUCAGACCUUAUUGUCCACAGGAGAACUCAUGGUGGAGAAAAGCCUUUUGAAUGCAAUGAAUGUGGAAAGACUUUUAGCCGAAGUACACAUCUUAUUGAGCAUCAGAGAACUCACACUGGAGAGAAGCCGUACGAAUGCAGCGAGUGUGGAAAAGCUUUUAGCCGGAGCACUCACCUGAGCCUUCACCAGAGGGUCCACACAGGAGAGAAGCCCUAUGAGUGUGGUGAGUGCGGGAAAGCCUUCAGCCGGAGCACGAACCUCAGCCAGCACCAGCGAACUCACACUCAGGAGAAACCUUACAAGUGUACCGAGUGUGGGAAAGCCUUCAGCGACCGCUCGACCAUAAUUCAGCAUCAACGAAUACACACCGGCGAGAAUCCCUAUGAGUGCAGUGAAUGCAGGAAGGCUUUCAGCUGGGUCUCCUCUCUCAUCGAGCACCAGAGAACACACACGGGCGAGAAGCCCUACGAAUGCGGCGACUGUGGGAAAGUGUUCAGUCGCAGCUCUUCCCUCGCUGAGCAUCAGAGGAGCCACACCGGGGAGAAGCCCCACGAGUGCGGAGAAUGUGGGAAGGGCUUCGGGCGGAGCUCAUCGCUUAUCAUUCACCAGAGAACUCACACCGGAGAGAAGCCGUACAAGUGUAAUGACUGUGGGAAAGCCUUCAGCCAGAGUUCAACCCUCAUCCGACACCAGCGACUUCACGCUAAAGAGUAACAGUCGAGCUUUUUCCUUAAUGUGCACGUAAGAGCACACAGCACUCGCAUCCUGUUGCUGCAAGGAGAAACAGAUUCGUCUGUGGAGUUUUCUUCUCUACUAGCUAGCUGUAAGCCAGUGUCAAGGUAGCCUUCCUUCCGUUUUGUAAACUAGAUGCUGCAGUGAGUGAUCAGUACAAGGGGGUGAGUCUAGGAACCGAACAUACUCCCUCUCCUCCCCGAAGGACUCCCCUUAGAGUGUAGACCUGACAUCUUGUAUCUGCUCACCUGUCUGUUCCCUGGGGCUCCGAUCCCUGUGCAGUCAGUGGACCAUGUUCCCCGACCACAGAAGCCCCUUUACUUCGAGAGGAAGUCCUGAGUGACAGAGUGUGAGUGUGUGUGAGUGUGACGCUGGCUCCAGUACCAGAAGACAAGGAGCUGGCUUCAGAACAGGACAAAAAUCUUCCCACCAGUUUGCUGAUAAUGGUGUUGAGGCAAAUCCAGUUUCUGAUUUUAUACGAACAGAUUUUUCUGUUAAACCUUUUUGUUGUAGCGUGUUUUCUUCAAAGUAUAAACCAUGUGCCUAACUAAUCCUAGUAUUUUUUUAUAUUAUCCUCAUCAAGAAUGACCUAAAACUUAUAUUGAGUUCUUCUAUGAUUAAAAAAAAAUUGCUUCCCUAGUUUUUAAUUUUCUUCUGUUGGAGGGUUCAUGAAACUUACACCCUCUGGCCCUAACUCUCACCAUUCCUAUAAAGCUCAUCUCUCAAGGACAAAUUCCGUGACUGUUUCUUAGUCUUUUUUCCCCACUUGACAUUUGCAGAAUUGACUCUUUUGGCCACUCUUAUGCCUUAAAACUUGAGCUUCUUCUGGCAUCCCCAAUUCUGUGCUGAUCCAUACUUUUCCUACCUCAUGGCACUCUCUGAUUAACAGUGAUCAGCUGUAUAACUUUGGGCAAGAGUUAAACUGGAGUGAUCUCAUUUUAUUGGGCUGUAAUACUUGAGGUCGCUCAAUUAGAUUGUAAACUUCCUGAAGACAAGUUCUUUUAGAUCCCUGUGAAACAUGCAAAGUGCAGAAUGGUCACUAAAUGCCCUGUAAUUACUGCCUACUUUAUCCCAGGUAACUGGCCUGCUAGAUUUCAUCUGAAAUGGUUUACAAGUUGAUUUCUUGCCCUAUUCCUAAUGCUGCUGCUUGGUGCUCGGUAGUCGGGGCUCAGAUUAUGAGAGUCAGCAGGGCUUCCCUUGUCUCCCUGCCUUUAGCAGCCUGACUAAACGACCAUCUUGUCCAAAGAGUUCACGGUUCCCAGGACAAAGAUCAAACUCUCUCACUCCAGGGCCUUCCACACUUAGGUCUAUUUACUUAUUUUCCAUUACUCUCCAGUACCUGCAGCGAGGCCUGUCCUUGGUGUCUGUUAUACCCUCUUCUCACACUUGGCUUCUUUCCACACUGUGUGUGGCCCCCUUUUACAUGUCCGGCAUUCCCCCUGUGUCUCCAGAAAUCUCAUCCGCACGUUAUGAAAGGCCUUGUCAGGUCCUGCCUCCUCUGACACCUGGGGUCUCCCACCUUAGAAGUCCUGUGCAGUGGUGGUUUGCCUUGAUUUUCCUGCAUUACAAAUGUUCCUGUUCUGUUUUCUGAUUAGCUCAGGUGCUUUUUCCCAUAAGCUUUUGAAGUUAGACAUUACCUUAAAUCUCUCAGAAGCCCCAUCUAAGGCGUGGUAUAAUGCAGGUCUAGACUCUAGUUUUAAUCUAAACAGGGAGGGUUUAAUUGAAUCUUGUAAUCUCUUAGUCUUUUGAAUGGAGGAAGAGCCUCAUAAAUAUUAUGUAAAUUCACUCUUGGGACUAAUUCUCCAUUAGAGCUCCUGGGAUGCUGGCCUCUUGGCUUUCCAUUUCAUGAGACCGUUGUAAGGAAUAAGUGCGUUUAUUCGUGUAAAGUGAUGAAAACAGUGAGUGCUCAGUAAAUGCUCAUUGUAAUGAUUCUGCUGCACAUCAGCCCACAGCCUUUCAUUUCCUCCCCUGCAGGGUCUGUAAGUCCAUUACCAGCAGUGGAAAACUAGGGUUACCAUCCAUUAGGUUAGAAGAUGUUUAUGCUAACUGUGGCAACAGGCGAUAGCCAUCCAUCUGUAUGUCUGGCACGUAUCAUGUGUCAAAGGGACUCAAGAUAGCUUACAAGAUAGGAUAAAAUGGAAAACCAAAACACAUAAGAAUCAGCAUUUGGUGGCGCCUGGGUGGCUUGGUUGGUGAAGCAUCUGCCUUCUACUCAGGUCAUGAUCUCA